Molecule: messenger RNA, 324 nt
Organism: Angiostrongylus costaricensis
Lineage: Eukaryota; Metazoa; Nematoda; Chromadorea; Rhabditida; Metastrongylidae
Source: the annotation of a GenBank genome assembly
AUGGAGUGGUUACAGCAUACUGAUAAGUCAUCACAGACUAGUGGAAAUGUGAACGCUGAUGGUGCUGAUGGAUUUAUGGCUAUCGGAGCGGCGAUUAGCGACGUCGGAUUGCUGAAACUCGUCCCAGAUUCCGGUGACGUCCCAGCUGAACCGUUCGCUGUCGUCGCCGGCGACUGUGAAACAGCGGCGAACAGCAGCGGAGCCGUUCGCAGUAGAUCCGGUGAUGUGGCGAACGGUUUGAUGGUCGAUGGUGAGUAUGACGAACCGUCUGACGAAGUCGGAGACGUCAAGAACGACUGCGUUGGAACUUGUUGCUUAAGCUGA